AAAUAAACAUCCAUCUGCCGCAGUGCGCGUUGUCGCAUUGCAGGUGUAACCGAACCAAUGAGCGUUACCGUUACAAACGUUUCCGUGGUAAUUUAGGGCGAGAUACGAGCCAUUUCCGCGAUGUUGAUGGAAGCUGAACUGAAAAUAGUCCAUUCUUAAUUCAACGAUUCCUAGUUUACACGUACAUUUUCUGCUGUGGAAUUAUACGAUAUUUGUGAAUACAGAUAGUUUGUAUAAGAACCAAGGAAGCCAUUUGGAUUUAUCUACAAAUACAACACAGCGGACUAAUAUAACCGACAGGACUACCGGUGUAAACUAAACACGGGGAAUAUAGAGCAUCUGAACACGGCAGACAGCUUAGUUUAAAAUCCACAAUGGCAGAUCAACUAACAGAAGAACAAAUAGCAGAAUUCAAGGAAGCUUUCAGUCUGUUUGACAAGGAUGGAGAUGGUACCAUCACAACAAAAGAGUUGGGAACAGUGAUGAGGUCACUAGGACAGAACCCAACAGAAGCUGAGUUACAGGACAUGAUCAACGAGGUUGAUGCUGAUGGAAACGGCACAAUUGACUUCCCAGAAUUCCUCACAAUGAUGGCACGGAAAAUGAAGGAUACUGACAGUGAAGAAGAAAUCCGUGAAGCAUUCCGUGUAUUUGAUAAAGACGGUAAUGGCUUUAUCAGUGCAGCCGAGUUACGACACGUAAUGACAAAUUUAGGAGAAAAACUAACAGAUGAGGAAGUUGAUGAAAUGAUCCGAGAGGCUGACAUUGAUGGUGAUGGACAAGUCAAUUAUGAAGAGUUUGUGACGAUGAUGACCUCAAAGUAAUUACGGACUAUGGACAUAUUAGAUUUUUUCAUUAAAUUUGUUGUCAUUAAAAAUCACGUGGAAUGUACGUUGUUGGUACACUUUUGUGACCAAACUGGGGGAUAAAUGCAGUCAAUAUGUUGCUGAUGGAAGCCAGACUGGAUGGCCGAAGGUUGUAGGAUCCCUUUGACAGCGACACUGUAUUUCUAGGCCAAGGGAUGAUGAACAAGACUCCUGUGGGAUACAUGUCCCAGUUUUUGUUGUAGAGCUGCUAUUUUGCUCUACAGAUGCUAUGGAUUUUCAGGCAGGGAGAUUUCUAGUUGUUAGUAAAGUGUAACUAGCUUAGACACUAAAGUAUUUGUAAAAAAAAAAAGAUGGAAAAAGUUGUAUGUUACAGGUGUCUAUUGACUGUUGUUGUUGACAGACGUUUCACUCAUCGACAUUUUUCUCAUUACCUGUUAACAUUUGUUGUUACAUCCUGUGCAUUUCUCUUCAUUAUCCAUUCUUCAGGAAAACAUUAAGGGUGUACAAAUCGGUAAAUUCACCUUUCAUCGUGAGAUUAUAUGGAUAAAAGAUAAUCAUGAUUGUCUCAAAAUAAAUAUUAUUGUAAUUUUUCA
This is a messenger RNA of Mizuhopecten yessoensis (Yesso scallop), 1420 nucleotides long. RefSeq names its product calmodulin. Gene Ontology annotation, molecular function: calcium ion binding; enzyme regulator activity. The transcript has 5 exons. Bases 375 to 824 code for a protein of 149 amino acids. The record is from RefSeq and is a predicted model, not a curated record. NCBI's taxonomy places the organism in Eukaryota, Metazoa, Mollusca, Bivalvia, Pectinida, Pectinidae.